AUGGCUCUAAUCAAAAUGUUCAACACUGUUGGGUUUAUCUUUUUCAUUUUACUGGUUAGUCCUCGUUUACUUGCCGCGGCCGUCUUGUCGGUUCGUGACCAAUGGAGCGAGACUCUUCAAGUUACAGGAAACAAUGAUGAAGAGCCACUACAUUUGAGCGCCCUGCUAGAUUCGGAAGACAUCGACCCAAAUUCCGUUUGUACGAGUGAAUCCUCAAAUGAUGAAUGUGUUCCACUUUUCAAGCUGGCCAGUAGUGAGGGUUAUAAAUCAUCGUCAAUCUUGAUUGAGGAACUUCGUUUGUUCGUCGACAUGGCAUACGGCGAGGACAGCCAUUCAACCUCUCACACUGCCUUUAACGAAGCAUCAAAGGUCACAGGAUUAGACCCCAACUCAGAAGGUCUCUUAGCAUUCCCAAAUGCAAGUGAUCUCCUUCAUGCUGCGCUUGAUCCGACCGAGCUCCAUUCUAGCACGUGGAAGAGACAAACCACGAGCAGUGCUAGCCUCCAAGAUUUUGCUGUGAAGCAAGCGGCCGCUGUGGUCGCCGGAGAGGUCUCACGCUUGAAAGGGGUGCUCUCUCUCCCAGCUAGGCUUGUAGGGGGAAUAGCCGAUUGCAAUUCCAUCUCUCGCUCAGCGGUAGAUAGUUGCAAGAAAGGCGUGAAAGUACAGGUUGCAUUUUGCAAACAAAAGCAGAAAGAUACGAUUGCAACAUGCAAAAAAGAUAUUGCAAAAAAGGUGGAUGAAUGCAAACGACGGGUCAGAGACCGCGUAGCAACCUGCAAGGAUAAUGCAAACAAAGCUGUAUCCAACUGCCUCGCUGAAGUGGGACGGACAAUCGACAAAUGCAAGAAAAAAGCCAAGGAUCCCUUUAGUAAGGGGGCUUGUGAAGCGAAACGGCCAGGGCUCAAAGCAGGAUGCGUGUUAGGAAAACUCAAUGUUCCCAAGUGUGAGUUUGGUGGAGCACAGAGCGCGGCUUGUGAGGUGAGUCGCGGCACCAUCAACGCGAAAUGUGAGUUCGAUCGGAUCAACAUUCCUCUCUGUGAAUUUGAUCGUCUUACAGCUGGGUGCUGCGAGGGUGCGAGAGCUUCAGCCCAAGCAAAUUGCCAGGCAGGACUUUCUAAGGAAAGGGUCCAAGAGAAGAUGGACGCCAUUCAACAAAAAUGCGCGAUUUUGACGGCAAUCGCUAAAGCUGCCACUAAGUCCUACCUCACAGGGCAAAGUAUCGCCUUUUUGGGUCAAUUAAGCGCCGUUAAAGAGAUUGGACAAGGCAUUCAGAUGGUUGACAAGCUCCAAAAAACUCAAAAGCAAUUCGAAUCUAUUGCAAAUGGAGUGACGGCUGUGGCUGAGGGUCGGAUCAAUGAUGCGAACUCACUUCUCUCUUCCUUGAAGGGACUUCCUGCUCCAAUCAGCACUGCUCAAGCCUGGGCAAACACUGCACAGGCAGUAAUCAAUGGAAAGGCGGACGCUGCUUUAGGUUCUGCCAUUGGAGCCGUGGCCGAAUUGCAGGCUAUUCAGAAAGCAGUCGCCACGAUUGAGAAACUUAAAGGAGUUCAAAAGAAUCUGCAGGAGAUCAAAAAGGCAGCAGAGAAAUGUGCCCUGGCGCCCAAGUUCACACCGGCCAAUUUCCCUGCUUUCCGAAAUCUCAAACAGCGGACCGAUAUCAACAAAGCCAUGGUGGAAUAUCGAAAGUUUGUGGAGGUACCUGUGAAACAGCUAGCCGAGUGCAAGGCAGUCGGAGAACGAAUCAAUCGCUUGAUGAAAAUGAACUUCUGA
This is a messenger RNA of Penicillium brevicompactum, 1770 nucleotides long. RefSeq lists its product as uncharacterized. The transcript has a single exon. The record is from RefSeq and is a predicted model, not a curated record. NCBI's taxonomy places the organism in Eukaryota, Fungi, Ascomycota, Eurotiomycetes, Eurotiales, Aspergillaceae. The coding region runs from base 1 to 1770 and encodes 589 amino acids.